AUCGCAUGCAUCAACACCAAUAUGCUUCAAUUAUACCGGUAGUCUCCAUGUACACGUACCCACACAAACCGCAGCCGCCAUGAUUCGCCAACACUUCGUCGCGGCACGCAGUUCACAGCAUAGAGUCGCGGCAUUGGCACUUUAUCGAGCACUCUUGAAAACAGCGUCCAAUGUGCCCUUACCGCAUCAUCUCCAUCCUGGUGGACGGAAACACCCUUUGACAAAAAUAGCUUCUUUACGACUCAAUGGCUGCAGGAUACAAGUUCCUUACUUUAUUAACGAAAGGACGAGAUACAAAGUCGCCCGAGCACUCUGAAAUCCUUCGACAUAUCCGGAAACGCAACUUUACGGCCAAUCUUUCGCGUCUAGAAUCCCCCUCCUACAAAAAGCCACCCCGUUCGAAACAACGAAUCAAUCCUCCACUUUUCACCAAAGUCUCUGCCUCUGAUGAGCCUGUUAAAUAUGUACCAACUAUCCGCCCUCUUCCGAAAACUGCAUUUGUAGGCGAAAGAAAGGCGCCAGUUACUGGUAACACUGCUGAGUGCCUAUCGUUCGUGCGAAUCAAGAAACCACAGCCGAGGGUGUUCUCACGGGCAGUUAGUAGAAAGACAACCAUAUUUCGACGGUCUGUUGACACUCUUUUGAGUGUUUCCAAAAAGGACAUUCCGAGGGCUCGAUUAGGCGAUCGUUGGGACGCCAUGAUGGACAAAUUGCUACUUGAGGAGGGUGUUACGGACGAAGUUGUACAGGAUGGACCAUUAGCGUCAUAUCGUUUCACUGCGACUCUGACAAAAGCUUGGUGGGAUCAAAAACUUACGAAGAUCACGGACGACCGGACGGCUCGCGCUAAAGCAGUGAGCAGUCUUAUUGAGCAGGAACUUGCACUGGUCAAGGAAGAAAAGGAGAGUGGCGCAGAGCCAACUGAUCCUAAAGUAGCAAAGGAGACUUUGGAUACAAUCCUAACAGAAUAUCGCCAAAAGCAGACCGAAAUGGAACGAACGAGAGACACUUCAUUUGAAGACCCGUUCUUGUCUGAACAAUGGAUCGCAAAGGCACAAAAGUUAGCGCGUGAAUAUGCCAAGAAGUAUGAAGGCAUAGUGGACGACAGUGAUAGAGGUGUCUCUUGGGCAAAGAGGCAAGGGCUGGCCAAGAAAGAGAAUUCUCUGUUAGGGGCGGUGGAAUCUGACGAAGAUGCUCAAUUUUUCAGUCACGUUGCGGCCAUGCGAAGAGGUCGCUAAUAAAAGGGUCUGUAAUCACCUUCAAUUAUAUCCGGUUUCGGUCAUUUAUAGUGGAAUUGGAAAGAAUAUAGGCAUGUACAAUAUAGAUGGGAUAUGAUACCCUUUGUAUUCAACU
Fusarium oxysporum Fo47 is the source of this 1353-nucleotide messenger RNA. RefSeq lists its product as uncharacterized. Lineage: Eukaryota; Fungi; Ascomycota; Sordariomycetes; Hypocreales; Nectriaceae. The record is from RefSeq and is a predicted model, not a curated record. The transcript has 3 exons. The coding region runs from base 246 to 1238 and encodes 330 amino acids.